AUGUCUUUUGUUCUUGGGCCCACAUAUGUAGCAGUAGCCCUAAUCUGCAUCCUAAUAUUCCUUGUUUUUGGAUACUCUUUUGCAUUUUUGACAUUUUCCUAUAUUGGCAUCAUCAUUAUUAUUGGAUUUGUUUCUGAUGUCUAUUAUUGCCUUAUUCAUGGUGAUACUCCAGACAUUACUAAUAUUUUUUCAGUAGAAUUAGAUUCUGAAACAACUGUCAACAGGCUCAGAGAAAUUAUUAAAGAGAAGAUUAAAGAGACGAAACAAGAUCUUCCUUGGGUUGAUGAUCUUGGAGGCAAAAAGUUGUUUAUACCAGUAGAUAAGAUUGCCAAAUAUUUUCCUUACAAGCUUAACAAAGAAUAUAUACACACUAUAGUUGUAUUACCAGGUUACCGUCUCACACUUACAAGUUGUGUUAAAAGAAAUGAAAUUGUUCACAUGGAUAAGAUCAUUUACAGAGAAGGUCCUCUCGAUCUAGAAGGUGAAAUUGUCUGCACUGAUGUAGGAGUUCGAAUUAAGUUAGUUUAUAAAUCUGAAGAAUUUAUGCUGGAUACAUUUGCUAAAUUCAUUGAACAAGACAGUAAUACUGAAGAUUAUUUAACCAUUUAUCGACAAAAACACACUUCCACUUCAUACUCUGUUCUCGAAAUCACGAACGAGAUCAUCAUCGAUAAAUGUCUUGCUGAGGGAACUGCUCUUUUAAAAGUUUCAUUAAAAAAGAACCAACAAAAAAUCUUCAAAAUAGAUAUUGAUCAAGGUCAAAUUCAAUGGGACUCCAAAAGAUCUGGAAAAGUCAACAUUGAAAGUAUUGAGGAACUUCGAGUUGGUGAUGCAAUACGAGUUUAUAGGGAACAUUUCAAGCUUAAUGUGGAUAUUGAAUCUCGAUGGUUCACCAUCAUUUAUGUUGAUUUUGGGAAAUAUAAAGCUCUUCACUUAGUUGCUCCGACUUUAGAAUUAUUUAAUAUAUGGGUUGACACAUUGAAAAAACUAUAUUUGCAUAGAAGAAAUAUGAUUGGAGGGUUAAAUCAUUUGAAAAAACGACAUUCUUUAUGGCUGAAGCAAUACUGGAAGAAGGCUGACAGAAAUGGAGAUUCAAGAUUAGGUUUUGAUGAAGUCGCAAAUUUAUGCCAUCAUUUGAAUAUACACACCUCAAAUACACUGCUUAGGACCAAAUUUGAUGAAGCAGAUCAAAAUAAAGAUGGUUGGCUUGAUUUUACUGAUUUCCAGCGAUUUGUGGAGUUAAUUAAAAAAAGGGAUGAACUGGAUAAGCUAUUUAAUUCUUUGGCAAAAGAGCGUGGUAAUAUUUUAACAUUACAAGAAUUUAAAGACUUCCUUGAUGGUGUUCAAAAGUGCACUUUGAAAGAUGAAUAUGAUGAUUUGUACUAUAAAUAUUGUGACAAAGACCUUAAAGAGAUGAAUUUAGAAGGAUUUAGUAGUUUUCUCAUGUCUAGCGACAACUCCAUUUUUGCUUUAGAACAUGCCAAAGUUUAUCAAGACAUGUCACAACCAUUAAGUCAUUAUUUCAUCGAUUCUUCGCACAAUACAUAUCUUUUAGGACAUCAGCUGGCAGGUGAAUCCACAAUCGAAGGAUACAUACGCGUCUUACGGAAGGGAUGUCGUUGUGUUGAAAUCAUACUUGUUCCUAUUAUAGUUGAUUGCUGGGACGGACCUGAUGGUCCCGUAGUUUUCCAUGGGUUUACAUUGACAACUAAAAUCAAGUUUCAAGAUGUUAUUUCGGCAAUUCGUGCCUACGCAUUUGAAGCCAGUCCUUAUCCAUUAAUACUAUCACUUGAGGUUCAUUGUAGUAUUGAGCAACAAAACCAAAUGGCUUCUAUUUUACUUAACACUCUGGGUGAAUAUCUUGUCAAUAAAUUCUUAUCCGAAAACGAAACAGAAUUACCGAGUCCUGCAAGUUUGUUGUACAAAAUAAUAUUAAAAGGACUCGACUCGAUUACCGACGCUGAAUCUACUACUGAAACCGAGUCAAAUGUUGAAUUAUCUAAAGAAAAAAACGCCACUAAAACUGAAAUGCAAAUUGCAAAAGCCCUUUCAGACUUGGUAGUCUACUGCUAUUCUGUUAGGUUUAAAGGAUUCAAUCACAAGAAUUCAAAGUACUAUCAAGUAUCUUCUUUUACCGAUAGAGCUUCUUUACAGCUUCUGAAAUCUAAAAAGGACGAUUUUAUUCGGCACAAUACGCGCCAGUUAACACGUAUAUAUCCGUGGGGUCUUCGAGUAGAUUCUUCAAAUUUUGAACCACAUCAUCAAUGGAUGGUUGGGAACCAAGUGGUCGCCUUAAAUUCGCAGACUUUUGGAAUGCAAAUCAAUCAAGCUAUGUUUUCUGUCAAUGGUGGAUGUGGUUAUGUACUCAAGCCUGAGCGAUUGCGUAAUCCUGAAAUUUCUUCAGAUAUAAAUACACGUUCACCAACACAAACAUUGACAAUUGAAAUAAUUUCUGCACAACAACUUCCUAAACCAAAUGAUUCCCACAAAGGUGAAGUAAUUGAUCCAUAUAUUGAAGUAGAAUUGCUUAUCCCUGGUACCGAUUCUACAAAAAAAAGAACUAGUACCAUUUACAAUAACGGCUUUAACCCUACGUGGAAUGAAACUUUAAAAUUUACAUUGAACUACGAAGAACUUGGUUUGAUAUUUUUGCGAUUCGCUGUUUGGGAUGAAGACGUUGUUAAGAAUGAUGAUUUUAUUGCGUCUUAUUGCAUUCCCGUAACAAGUUUACAAUUUGGGUAUCGUCAUGUCCCAUUAAAUGAUUUUAAUGGGGGAAAAUAUCUUUUUACUACUUUAUUUAUUUGUUCUUCUUUCGAAUUUACUCCUGUGUAA
This is a messenger RNA of Dentiscutata erythropus, 2832 nucleotides long. Lineage: Eukaryota; Fungi; Glomeromycota; Glomeromycetes; Diversisporales; Gigasporaceae. The record is from the annotation of a GenBank genome assembly.